AGAAAGACUACAAAAAUACUGCAACUUAGACAUGAGAAUUCAUGGAUCCGACGGCAAAGCUUACGAAAGCUCUCCUCUUCAACGCCUCCGAACCAAAGGUUGCAUGGCAGCUUUUCAAGCGCAUUCUUUCUUUACCCGCCGGCGAACACUUCCCCGUUGCGGUAGACACCAUUACUCGGAUCCUCAUCCGCGCAAAAAUGAUGAACGAACUCGAUGAGCUCCACCAACGACUCCUGCAGCAUUCUACCUUGCCCCUACACAUCUUGCAUCCUUGUCUUACUUCUUCAAUAGCCGUUUCAGCUAAUUCAGGUCUCUCCGGUAAUACCCUUUCCCAUUUCAAAGCCUUCCGAUCUCGGUUCCCAGAUAACCCGCCCUCCGUACAUUUGUAUAAUUGUCUGGUUCGGUCUUGCAUCAAGGCCGGGAGUGGUGACCACGUCGCUUGGUUGUAUAAAGAUAUGAAAGUAGCUGGGAUUGCUCCGGAGACUUAUACGAUCAAUAUUUUGAUUGGGUUUUUGUGCGAUUCCGGUCGGUUGGAAGAGGCCUACCAGCUGUUUGAUAAAAUGCCUGACAAAGGCUGCAAACCAAACGAGUUCACUUAUGGGAUUUUGGUUCGUGGGUAUUGUCGUGCUGGGGAUUCCUGUAGAGGAUUGCAGCUUUUGAGUGAAAUGAAAAGUCGGGGGUUCGCCCCUAAUAAGGUUGUGUAUAAUACUCUCAUUUCUGCAUUCUGCAAGGAAGGUAAGAACGACGACGCUGAAAAAUUGGUGGAAAGAAUGAAGGAGGAAGGGUUGUGUCCUGAUAUUGUGACUUUCAAUUCUAGGAUUUCAGCUCUCUGCGAUGCUGGGAAAACUCUCGAAGCUUGUAGGAUUUUUAGAGACAUGCAGAUUGACAAAGACUUGGGGCUGCCGACGCCUACUAUCAUCACUUAUAAUUUAAUGCUUAAAGGGUUCUGUAAAGGAGGGCAGUUGAAGGAUGCCGAGUCCCUGUUUGAGAUUAUGAAGAGCGACAGUUCUCUACUAAACAUAGAGAGUUAUAAUAUUUGGUUGUCAGGUUUAAUAAGGAACAGGAGGAUCUUAGAGGCUCGAUUAGUUCUAAAAGAAAUGAUAGAUAUUGGAAUCAAGCCUAACGUAUAUUCUUAUAAUAUUGUGAUGGAUGGGCUAUGCAAGAAUGGGAUGCUCUCAGAUGCAAGGGCGCUCACAAGCGUAAUGACAAGCAAUGGUAUUUUACCAGAUGCAGUUACUUAUAGUACGUUACUUAAUGGUUUCUGCAGUCGUGGAAAGGUCUUGCAGGCUAACAGUGUUCUGCACAAUAUGAUGCAGAGUGGCUGUUUCCCAACUCCUUACACCUGCAAUAUUCUACUGCACAGUCUGUGGAAAGAGGAUAAAACAUCUGAAGCUGAGAAGCUGCUGCAGAAAAUGCAUGAGAGAGGCUAUGGUGUUGAUACUGUGACAUGCAAUAUUAUUCUCGAUGGUCUCUGCAAUCACGGCAAACUAGACAAGGCAAUUGAAAUUGUGAAUGAUAUGUGGACUCAUGGGAGUGCUGCUCUUGGUAACUUGGGUAACUCAUUUAUUGGCCUCAUAGAUGAUAGGGAUAGUGUGAAAAAAUGUGUGCCUGAUUUGAUAAGCUAUUCGAUUAUAAUAUCUGGACUAUGCAAGGCUGAUAGGGUUGAUGAAGCAAAAAGGAAGUUUCUUGAGAUGAUGGGAAAACAUUUGCAGCCUGAUUCAGCCAUUUAUGAUACUUUCAUUCGUUGCUUCUGCAAAGAGGGAAAGUUAUCUGCUGCAUUUCGAGUGCUUAAGGACAUGGAGAAAAGAGGUUGCAGUAAGACCAUACAUACUUUCAAUUCAUUGAUCCUUGGCUUAGGAAGAAAAAAUCAAAUAUUUGAAAUGCAUGGUUUGAUCGAUGAGAUGAGUGAAAAAGGGAUUUCUCCGGAUGUUUACACAUAUAACAAUUUGCUAAGUUGUCUUUGUGAAGGAGGGAGGGCUAAAGACGCACCCUUAGUUCUGGAGGAGAUGCUCCAAAAGGGUAUUUCUCCAAAUAUUUCGUCCUUUAGAACAUUGAUUACAGCUUUCUGCAAGGCUACUGAUAUCAAUGCAGCGCAUGAGGUGUUUGAAAUUUCGCUGGAUGUGUGUGGCCACAAGGAAGCCCUUUAUAGUUUAAUGUUUAAUGAAUUAGUUUCUGGUGGACUAGUUGCUGAAGCUGGAGAGCUCUUUGAGUCUGCCUUAGAUAGGUCUUUUGAUGUGAGUAACUUCCUUUACAAAGAUCUCUUUGAAAGACUUUGUAAGGACGACAAGUUGGAAGAUGCCAAAGCUUUGCUUAAUAAAUUAAUCGAGAAAGGAUACGGGUUUGAUCCAGCUGGACUAAUGCCAGUGAUUGAAGGCUUACGCAAAAGGGGAAACACGGGCGAGGCUGAAGAACUCUCAGAGAGAAUGAUGGAGAUGAUAUCAGAGGACAAUGUAGAAAACAGGAAUGGUCAACAUAGGAUGGGUUUCAUGUUUGGAUCGAGAAAUAAGGACGGUGCAAAUGAUUGGCAAAGCCUGAUUCAGAGAGAUGACGGUAGUGGAGUCACAUUGAAAGUUCUUAAGCGGUUGCAGAAGGGCUGGGGUCGGGGAAGCCUUUUAGGUAAACGGCCUCAGGAAGAUGCAUCCAUCUUCUAGGUGUGCUGCCCCAGGAAAUGAGUUAAUUGAUUACUGAAGUGGCAGCGGUUUAAUUUUGGUGUUCCAUUGGGCAAAAACCUGGGCAUGAUAGAAUCCCGGUAUCUAGGGGGAGUGAAGCUAACAGUAUGACUGAUACUCCCAGUGUGGUAAUGUUCACGAGGACGAUAAGGUUUCAAUUUCCAAGCCAGUGGAGCAUUAGCAAACUUUCGCACCAACAAAAUGUGAAGAGGUUGAUUGAUGAGAGCCCAUGCUGCCAGAGACGGGACAUGAUAACCUCAAGAAACGCUAGAAGCUCCAUGAGAAAAGGGUCACACGCUCCCAGGAAAAAGGUGGCUCAAUGCACAUGUGAGUUGACUGCGAGGGAGCACAGAUUGCGCCAUCAGCUUUGAUAGUGAAGAGGUGGUGGUGCCGUUGGCAAUGACAUCUGUGUCAGGAUUAUGGGCCAAGGCCGAAAACGGGUCUCAUUCUCCGAAACCCCGCAAAUCCACACGGGUGUCAGAGAUGUCGAGCACAACCUACGAUCGACGAAGAAAAGAAGCCACAGGUAGAAUGGCAUUGACACGAAUGAGAAGCUAUAUAAAGUAGAGGUGAACCGUUAUGAACCCUCUAUGCAUCUUUCCCAAAGGUUAAUGAAGCCCUCGAUGGCCAGUGGCGGAGCCAGAAAUCUGAACGAGGGGGGCUGAAAUUUACGUUCAAGAUGUUUGAGCUGGGGAGGGGGGCUAAAGCCUUACAACCUGAUCUAUUUUCCAAGUUUGUUGCAAAAUUUACACAUAAAUUUACACGAUAUUGAGAGUUGAGGGGAGGCUAUAGCCCCUCCUGACUAUAAGGUGGCUCCGCUAGUGCCGUCUGCCGAUGGCUUAAACUUCAAGAUAAAGGAAGUAGACGUGGA
Linum tenue is the source of this 3540-nucleotide messenger RNA. Lineage: Eukaryota; Viridiplantae; Streptophyta; Magnoliopsida; Malpighiales; Linaceae. The record is from the annotation of a GenBank genome assembly.